AUGUCAGCCGCAAUACCAUGCACGCGGGCGACGGCCUCGCGCGUCGCCUUCAGAACCGCACGAUGCAAGCGGUUCUCCAGUACCGAGACCGUCGCCGUCACCGCCAGCCCAGAGCCCGCCAUUAUGAGCAGGCCUGCGGAGAAAGAGGGCAGGCCAUUGCGUUUCACGGAGAAGGUCCAUAAGGCGUUGUAUCCUCAAUUUUACAGCGGGAAAAGAGCAGUCCCUAAAGAAGAUACGAGGUUUUGGGCGAGCAAGAGGCCAAUUCGGACAAAGUUGAGCGAGGAGCUGCACACGGAGAAGGGCGUCAUCCCGCGAUUGAGCGCCCGCCUCAACAUCCCCGUCUUCGCGCCCAGCGCCCCGAACAUCAAGAAAACCUGCCCUAACCCCAUCGCCGUCGUUCGCGCCUCACAAGCCUCCAUCCUCGACCCCACCGGCGCACGUACCCGCCUCUUCGCGAAAGACAACCCGGAAUGUGCGCGAGUCGGCGACAUCCUGCUUGUGCGGCAACGCACCGGAGACCCCUUCGCGGGCGUGUGCAUCAACAUCCGGCGGCGGGGUACCGACACAGCCAUCUUACUACGCGGCCAGCUGACGCGUGUGGGUGUGGAGAUGUGGUACAAGAUCUACAGUCCGCUUGUGGAGGGCAUCGAGGUUGUGCAACGCGCGGCGAAGCGGGCGAGACGCGCGAGGUUGACGUACAUGAGGACUGUCAAGCACGACAAGGGCAGUGUGGAGAACGUCGUGAGGAUGUAUCUGAGGCAGAAGCAAGCGCUUGGGACGAGCGAGGGGGGCAAGAAGAAGGGCGCUCCGCCGGCUAUGGGAGGCAAGAAGGGCAAGGGCAGGGGGAAGAAGAGGUAG
Molecule: messenger RNA, 858 nt
Organism: Dothidotthia symphoricarpi CBS 119687
Lineage: Eukaryota; Fungi; Ascomycota; Dothideomycetes; Pleosporales; Dothidotthiaceae
Exons: 2
Coding region: 1-858 (285 amino acids)
Biological process (GO): translation
Cellular component (GO): mitochondrial large ribosomal subunit; ribosome
Molecular function (GO): structural constituent of ribosome
Source: RefSeq, a predicted model, not a curated record